Molecule: messenger RNA, 519 nt
Organism: Saccharomyces eubayanus
Lineage: Eukaryota; Fungi; Ascomycota; Saccharomycetes; Saccharomycetales; Saccharomycetaceae
Gene: LSM1
Product: Lsm1p
Exons: 1
Coding region: 1-519 (172 amino acids)
Biological process (GO): deadenylation-dependent decapping of nuclear-transcribed mRNA
Cellular component (GO): Lsm1-7-Pat1 complex; P-body
Molecular function (GO): RNA cap binding
Source: RefSeq, a predicted model, not a curated record
AUGCCAGCAAAUAGCAGGGAGAGAGCCCAAUCCGGUCAAGACAAUAAACGACAACAGCAACACUUCUCCAAGAAGAUCUCGGAAGGUGAAGCAGAUUUAUAUCUCGACCAGUACAAUUUUACUACCACUGCCGCUAUUGUAAGUUCAGUGGACCGCAAGAUCUUUGUCCUUUUACGUGAUGGGAGAAUGCUGUUCGGAGUAUUGAGAACAUUUGACCAGUACGCAAACUUGAUACUGCAAGAUUGUGUGGAAAGAAUAUAUUUCAGUGAAGAAAACAAAUACGCCGAAGAAGACCGCGGUAUAUUCAUGAUUCGUGGUGAAAAUGUCGUCAUGCUGGGCGAAGUAGAUAUCGAUAAAGAAGAUCAACCCCUUGACGCCAUGGAGCGCAUACCAUUCAAGGAAGCCUGGCAGAUUAAACAGCAAAAUGACGAAAAAAGAUUCAAAGAAGAAACUCAUAGAGGUAAAGAAAUGGCCCGUCAUGGUAUCGUUUACGAUUUCCAUAAGUCAGAUAUGUACUAG